Wyeomyia smithii (pitcher-plant mosquito) is the source of this 5675-nucleotide messenger RNA. It is a transcript of the gene l(2)gl, whose product is annotated as lethal(2) giant larvae protein. Gene Ontology annotation, biological process: regulation of protein secretion; regulation of Notch signaling pathway; establishment of spindle orientation. The record is from RefSeq and is a predicted model, not a curated record. NCBI's taxonomy places the organism in Eukaryota, Metazoa, Arthropoda, Insecta, Diptera, Culicidae. The transcript is spliced from 10 exons. Gene Ontology annotation, cellular component: cytoplasm; cortical actin cytoskeleton; plasma membrane. Gene Ontology annotation, molecular function: GTPase activator activity; myosin II binding; syntaxin binding. The coding region runs from base 1110 to 4694 and encodes 1194 amino acids.
GAUCAACAGAUUUUGAAUUUCAGCUACGUUUUCACGGAUGAUAUAGACCGGCAAAGUUGAAUAUUAAAAAAGUAAACAUUUGACUUUUUUGUGUUUAUAUCGAAGGCUAUUUGCUGUAACCCGGAAACAAGUGUUUCAAUUUUCUAUAAUACAUCAUUUUCGGAAGAACGGUGUAAUAAUUUUUUUUCCUCUUGCGUACCAAACGGUGUCUGGAAGAAACAGGGAAGAAAACGCCGUCCAGUGAUCGCCUGCGGUGUGUAUGUGUGCGUUUGGUGAAUUGUAGCUGCCAACCUGCAUGCCAGGGUCGGCUGCAGCAGCAGUUUAUUAACGUCGGUACAGCGCAAAACGAUCGCAACAUAAACAUUCAACAAAGGUGUGCAGAAAAAAAACUAACGCGAAACGUUAGAAGAAAGCUCAGGCUUUCACGUUGUCGAGCCGGUUGGGCGUGGUUCUUGUGAGGAAAAAAUUAGUUCAAAACAUUUUUUAACAUUAACUGAUUGUUAUCAGCGAACGGAAAGUUUAUUGUUUAACGACAAAUUUUGAUUCCAUUGAUCACAGCGAAUCAUCCUAAGUGCCUAAAACUUAAACUUUUAUGUGUGAGAAUUUAACCGAAAGGGACGAAGGUUUAACGGAUAUCAUAUUGGAAGUUGUUACAGGUCUUAACUCAGUGAUCUUUUGAACGCAAUUUUUCUAUGUCUGCUGGUGGCGUCCGUUCACUACCACUAGUCGACCCUAUUGGUCUGAUGCUGCUGGAUGCGCCUUGCUCAAGAGAAGUCCAUUCCGAUCCAUUAGCAGCGCCGAUUUACCUCCAUCAUCAUCACCAUCCGGAUAUCGAGUGCUUGCUGACCGCCGAUCCAGCGUCGAGAAGAUCCAAUAGCGUCUCGGUUAAUAAUUGAGACUCGCGAGUUCACUGCCUAACACUUUGAAUCUUAUUGCCUGGGCUUAAGAAGAUACGGAAUUCAAAAAACGAGAGAAGUGUAAUAGCAGAGUUGUAUUUGUGGUUAUUUCCUAUGUGCCUACGUGUUCGUGAAUAAGAAAAGCAGAAGAAAAUUUACAAUCUUCUCGAAAAGCUCUAACCUGUGGGAUUAGAAAGAGCACCAGCAUUAACAAUGUUGAAAUUCAUACGAGGAAAAGGCCAACAACCUUCGGUCGAGCGGCAGAAGCUGCAGAAGGAGUUAUUUGCAUUCCGCAGGACUGCCCAGCAUGGCUUUCCGAAUAAGCCGUCCGCAUUGGCAUACGAUCCUAUGAGUAAGUUGAUGGCCAUCGGUACCAACAGUGGCAUUAUCAAAGUUUUUGGAAGGCCCGGAGUUGAGUUCUAUGGUCAGCAUCCUGCAACGACAAAUGCUUCUGAUUCGAUUGUACAACUGCUAGAAUGGAUCCCUGGAAGUGGUCGUCUGUUGUCGCUGACUGCAUCGAAUCAGUUAAUCCUGUGGGAACCCACUGGAACGGUGCUGGUUCCCAUCAAGACCCUACCGUUCGAUGGUAAAUUGAAAAAGAUUUCGUCGUUGUGCUGCUCGUACAUGAAAGAUACGGUAUGGAUUGGAACAGAGGGCGGCAAUGUGUAUCAGUUUGAUAUAAAAAGUUUUUCUGUAAGAGAACCAGUUAUCUAUCACGAUGUUGUACUUGAGCAGUUACCACAGUCGUACAAAUUGAAUCCUGGAGCAAUUGAAUCAGUAAAACAGUUGCCUAAUAAUCAUAACCAACUAUUGAUCGCAUACAAUCGAGGUCUGACGGUGCUUUGGGACUUGGAAGCAUGCAACGUUAAACAAUCGUUCAUUUCACCUGGCCACGGCCAAAGUGUUGGUCUGUUUAUAUCGCCUUGUGGAACACAGUUUACCUGGUAUCAUGCAGACGGAUCCUUCGCAACAUGGGAUUUAGAUAGCGUAAUUCCACCGGAAAAUCAGAAGUACGUACCAUAUGGUCCUGAUCCGUGUAAGGCGAUAGAUCGUUUAGUUCGUGGAAAGCGAGGAUUGUAUGAGCUCGUUGUAUUCUCGGGAGGUAUGCCAAGAUCUGCAUACGGUGAACAUCAAUGUGUUUCUGUACACUGCCGAGAUGGAACAAAGCUUGCUUUUGAUUUCACAUCCAAAGUGAUAGAUUUCUUCGUUACAUUUAAUGAUGAACAUCCUGAGCAAGCCGAGGUUUUGAUAGUGCUGCUGGAGGAAGAACUAGUUGCUUAUGAUUUAACAGACGAAACACUACCUCAAAUCAAUGCCCCUUAUCUUCACUCGCUUCAUGCUUCUGCCGUUACUUGCAAUCAUCUAGUGUCUCAGGUGUCCAGCGAGGUUUAUGAGAAAAUUCAACGUGCUGGCGAGGCUCAGCUAGCGGAUUAUAGUUCCAGUCCAUGGCCUAUCAAUGGCGGAACAAUACCAGAAACUAACGAAGAAGAACGUUCCGAAUUCGAUAUAUUGAUCACUGGCCACGAGGAUGGAUCGGUUAAAUUUUGGGAUUGUUCUGAAGUUUGCUUGACACCUUUGCUGCAUGUAAAAACAGCCCCACUAUUCAACAACAGCGACGAUUUCGACAAUCAUUUGAGCACUUCCAGUGAGCAGCUGGAUGACGGAGAACCUCCUUUCCGGAAGGCUGGUCAAUUUGAUCCUUAUUCGGACGAUCCUAGGUUGGCUGUCAAGAAAGUUCAGUUGUGUCCAAAAACAGGCACACUGAUAAUUGCCGGUACCGCUGGAAAUGUGGUAAUUGCCAACUUUGACGCUGCUACUGAAGAACCAGGAUUAAUGAAGGUGACAACCAUGAAUCUGGUUUGCGAUCGUGAUGGAUUUGUAUGGAAAGGACACGAUCAGCUGAAGGUUAAGAGACAAUUAUUGGAAGAGAACCAACCUGUACUGGAAGGUGUAAACUUUACCAGCGUUUUGCAAAUUCUACCACCCGCUGCUGUAACUUGUAUUGCGGUACAGAGCCAGUGGAGUCUAGUGGCUGCCGGGACUGCCCAUGGUCUUGUACUUUUCGAUUAUCACAGCCAGAGUCCAGUGUUGCAUAAAUGCACCUUGAAUCCCAACGAUUUAACCGGCGCCGGAGAGACUUUAUCACGACGUAAAUCUUUCAAGAAAACACUUCGAGAGUCAUUCCGUCGGCUACGAAAAGGCCGUUCUACACGUAAUAAUCCGGGAACGCAAGCCACGACGCCAGCGGAAACACGCCCCGUGGAACGACAAAUCGAAGCCCGACCGGUAGAUGACGGAAUGGGAUCAAUGGUACGUUGUUUGACCUUCGCGCAGACAUUCGUAACCAAUCAGCAGCACACAAUUCCAACCCUCUGGUCCGGAACCAACUCUAGUUGCGUUUCUGUGUUUGUGCUGCACGUUCCCGUCCGUCCGCCGCCGGUGCAAAGCAAUGAGGCUAACGUCGAUAACGAUGCUCCACCACCUAAACCUAUCACUGGGCAACUCGCGAAAGAAAUUCAAUUGAAGCAUCGUGCACCAGUCAUUGGGAUCGCAAUAUUUGAUCACCAUGGAGUUCCUCUUGAAUUCCAAACAUCUCCUGGACCAGGACCUCAUAAGGUACUUAUCGCUUCAGAAGAACAAUUCAAAGUUUUUUCACUUCCACAAUUGAAGCCUGUCAAUAAAUACAAAUUAACAGCCCACGAAGGAGCCAGAGUUCGUCGUAUUUCCUUCGCCACAUUUUCCUGCAACGUUCCAGCACAUCAAUUGCAACAUAGCCCAUCGAAGGCGGGAGCUCGGUCAGUUACCGAAGCUUCACCCGCUUCUUCUCCUUCCGCCGAAGCUUUGAACACUAGUAGCAGGACAGAUGUCGGUACUGCACCAGAAGUUCUUGUGCAUACGGAAAUCAGUUUACUCUGUCUGACGAACCUUGGCGAUUGCUUGGUUUUGUCAAUUCCCGAGCUUAAACGACAACUUAACGCGGCAGCAGUUCGACGCGAGGAUAUCAAUGGAAUUUCCUCCCUCUGUUUUACUAAUCAUGGCGAAGCUUUGUAUAUGAUGUCAUCAUCCGAGGUGCAGCGAAUCACAUUGUCUACUUCCAAAAUUGUUUCUCCAACCGGAUUCAUUGAAUUAGAGGAUUGGUCCCAUACAGAAGACGAAGAAGAGGGUCUAGAAGCAGCAGUGUUAGUUGAGGGAGACGAACCACAACCGCUCGGCCAAAGCUCUCCAAAGACAGCAGGUAGUGAGGGUAAGAUAGUAAAUGAAGCUCCUGCUGCUCCCCUUACAGUUAUGGUAACUACCAUCAACGGAACGGGAUCUGCUGGAGCAAGCGGAGAUGGUCUAACCAAUGGGGUCGGCAGUGGGGAUGAUGCAUCACCACACAAGGCCAAUGAAACUAUAACCAGCUCGAUCGGCGAUAUCACAAUCGACUCGGUGCGUGAUCACCUUAAUUCAACAACUUCCACGCUACACUCGACUACCACGGAGGAGAUUAUUGGUCGCUUAUCGGUGCUAAGCACUCAUUCGAACAAUGUGUCGUCGUCAGCCAAGACUACCGAAAUAACUGCUCUCAAUUCAUCGAAUAUCAAAGAUUUGAAGCAUGUUGGUGACUCCACGGAAACCGCUUCGAAUUCUGUGGUUAUAAAAUCUGUUAUCACAACCGUUAAGCACGGAAUCGGGCACGUAAAUGGAGAGCACAAUUCGUCGGCAACUACGACGACUGAGAGCAGUAAAGCGACAGCGAUUACAUCUGGCGGAACUGGACCCUCGCUUCCGCUGCUGCGAAAGGAAAGCAAAUUUUAACGAACGCUUUCCGAGACAAGUAUCGACGACAAACCUGCAGCACACGUAUAAGACCACACCCACAACCAUGAGUAGUUGUCGUUGUUCAAGUUUGAGUUAGUUUAUUUACUAUAGUUUUAAUGUAAGACGCGUUCCAGAGUGGUAAGUAUUUUAUGAUAUAUCUUUUAUUUUUCCAUGUGUUGUGUGCAUUCGCUCAAUAAAAACGUUCAGAUAACUUUUGUUCAACUGUAAACAAUGAAACAAGAAAUGGAAACUGGUAUAUAUUCAUUUGGUUUAUCGAAAGCAUUUACAAUUUAUAUUUUUAACUAAUGAAUAAACCAAAACCAUUUUUAGGUUGCGAGUCAUGUAAAAUGAGCUUUAUCACAUAUCAUUUGUUUAACAGCCAGAGCAGAUGCCUAAAUAGUGCGACAUUAUUGAAAAAUUAACACAAAGCCGUACAUGCCUCAAUCGUUGACGAGUUGGGCCAAACUUACAUACUUAUGAAUUUUUAUUUAUCUAUUUGUAGGAAGCAAAAAACGCUUCCACUUACAACGACGGUAUUUAAAUACGAUAAUAAAUAGCAUGACCACUUUUAAACGAAUGUUAAGCUUUAAAAGCUGUCUGGAGUACGCGUGUCUUAUUAAAUAAAACAAAAAAAUAAUCUGUAAGAUUUCGGGUGAAGUUUGAGCCCCUCUGAAUCUAACAAUGUAACUUUGUUGGCAACGUAUUGAAAUACAUAAUUUAAACUCUAUGCACGCAAAACGAAAACAUAAUUAUAUUUUCAUCUUUGUGAUCCUGUCGAUCUGUUGUUGCCUUGAAUACAUUUUACAAUUUUCUUUUGGCAGAACAGUAUAGAGCAGUCGAUCGUACACAAUCGGUAUUUAUAUAUAUCACUUAUACAAGUUGUAGCAGUAUUUUGGAUGCAAUUUACAGAGUACUAAGAUACUUUUAUCUAGGAAAAGUUUAAAUAAAUGUCUAUUAAGUUUUAGUGGUAAAACGGAA